AUGGCUGCAUUAGGGAGAGUUAGAUACUACCUAAGUCUAUUAUUGACACUUCGUUCUCAUUUUUCUUGCAAUAGGAGUUACGAGGCAAAAGAUAAACUAAAACCUGAAGCCCCAAUAAUUAGAAAAGUUAUAAAUAUGUCGAAAAUAAAGUCAGCUAAUCUUCAAGGUAGUAGGAAACCUAUUGAACCAGUUGCCAUACCUGAUAGCUCUACUGAUACAUCAAGUGAUGAAUCCGAUACUACCAGUUUUGUGAUAGUUAAAAAAGCAUCUAAACAACGUGAAUAUGGGAAAGAUAAUAAAACUGUUAAAAAUAAGAGAACAGCACCAACUUUGUCUCUUUUAUCUGAAAGUAAUUCUAAAUUGAGCUCCGGUUCAAGAUCAAGAAAGAGACGACAACUUGAUACUUCAGAUAAAUCUAUUUUGACCUCAGUAUCUGUGUCUUACAGCGAUAGUUCUGAGUCUGAAACUAACUCUAAAAAGAAAGUAGUACCUUCCAGACAGAAUGCUCCAGUUUUCUCAAAAGAUCACUCUUCUGACAAUAAUGACAACUCAAAUUUGAAAAGUGGGUCUAAAAAAAAGUUACUUAUAUCUUCUAAGAAAACUAAGAAACCUGCAAGUUUUUCUAAGAGUGAAUUAUCUUCUAGUAGAAGUGGUGAUUCUAGCUCUGAAAUAGAGAUAAAGAAGAAGUCAACCGUAAAUAAUAAAUCAAAGUCAAAGAAGGCUAUGAGCUCUUUUGAUAGUGAAUCUUCAUCUAGUACUAGUAGUGAUUCUGAUUCUGAUUCUAAUUCUAAAGUUAAAAAACCAACAACUAUUAAAUCAAAUUCAAAGAAGUCUAUGAGUUCUUCUGAUAGUGAAUCUUCAUCUAGUACUAGUAGUGAUUCAGAUUCUGAUUCAGAUUCUGAUUCUAGAAUUAAGAAGCCAACUACAACUAUUAAAUCAAAUUUAAAGAAGUCUAUGAGUUCUUCUGAUAGUGAAUCUUCAUCUAGUACUAGUAGUGAUUCAGAUUCAGAUCCUGAUUCUGAUUCUGAUUCUAAAAUUAAGAAGCCAACAACUAUUAAAUCAAAUUCAAAGAAGUCUAUGAGUUCUUCUGAUAGUGAAUCUUCAUCUAAUACUAGUAGUGAUUCAGAUUCUGAUUCUAAAAUUAAGAAGCCAACAACUAUUAAAUCAAAUUUAAAGAAGUCUAUGAGUUCUUCUGAUAGUGAAUCUUCAUCUAAUACUAAUAGUGAUUCAGAUUCUGAUUCUAAUUCUAGAAUUAAGAAGCCAACAACUGUUAAAUUAAAUUCAAAGAAGCCAACUACAACUAUUAAGUCAAAUUUAAAGAAGUAUAUGAGUUCUUCUGAUAGUGAAUCUUCAUCUAAUACUAGUAGUGAUUCAGAUUCAGAUCCUGAUUCUGAUUCUAAAAUUAAGAAGCCAACAACUAUUAAAUCAAGUUCAAAGAAGUCUAUGAGUUCUUCUGAUAGUGAAUCUUCAUCUAAUACUAGUAGUGAUUCUGAUUCUAAUUCUAGAAUUAAGAAGCCAACUACAACUAUUAAAUCAAAUUCAAAGAAGUCUAUGAGUUCUUCUGAUAGUGAAUCUUCAUCUAAUACUAGUAGUGAUUCAGAUUCUGAUUCUAGAAUUAAGAAGCCAACAACUAUUAAAUCAAAUUCAAAGAAGUCUAUGAGUUCUUCUGAUAGUGAAUCUUCAUCUAAUACUAGUAGUGAUUCAGAUUCUGAUUCUAAAAUUAAGAAGCCAACAACUAUUAAAUCAAAUUUAAAGAAGUCUAUGAGUUCUUCUGAUAGUGAAUCUUCAUCUAAUACUAGUAGUGAUUCAGAUUCUGAUUCUAGAAUUAAGAAGCCAACAACUAUUAAAUCAAAUUCAAAGAAGUCUAUGAGUUCUUCUGAUAGUGAAUCUUCAUCUAAUACUAGUAGUGAUUCAGAUUCUGAUUCUAAAAUUAAGAAGCCAACAACUAUUAAAUCAAAUUUAAAGAAGUCUAUGAGUUCUUCUGAUAGUGAAUCUUCAUCUAAUACUAGUAGUGAUUCAGAUUCUGAUUCUAGAAUUAAGAAGCCAACAACUAUUAAAUCAAAUUUAAAGAAGUCUAUGAGUUCUUCUGAUAGUGAAUCUUCAUCUAAUACUAGUAGUGAUUCUGAUUCCUAUUCUAAUUCUAGAAUUAAGAAGCCAAUUACAACUGUUAAAUCAAAUUUAAAGAAGUCUAUGAGUUCUUCUGAUAGUGAAUCUUCAUCUAGUACUAAUAGUGAUUCAGAUUCUGAUUCUAAUUCUAGAAUUAAGAAACCAACUACAACUGUUAAGUUAAAUUCAAAGAAGUCUAUGAGUUCUUCUGAUAGUGAAUCUUUAUCUAGUACUAGUAGUGAUUCUGAUUCUGAUUCUGAUUCUAAAAUUAAGAAAUCAACAACUAUUAAAUCAAGUUCAAAGAAGUCUAUGAGUUCUUCUGAUAGUGAAUCUUCAUCUAGUGAUAGUAGCAAUGGCUCCGAUUCUAAUUCAGAUACACAAACCCCACCUUCAAAGCGUCAAGCUUCAGAGGAUAUUUCUAGGCAACCAAAACAUUUGAAAUUGGAAGAUACAACUUCCUUUAAUCGUAAACGUUUAUCGAACAAUGAAGAUUCCCAACAGAGAAAGAAAUCCAACAUAAGCAAGGAUAACCGUGAAGUAUACUGUGGAAAUUUACCUUACUCUUGUACUGAAGAAGAAGUUAGAGAAUUAUUUGCUGAAUGCGGCUCUAUGGAGAGAGUUUCAGUAUUGGAAAAUAAAGGUUGUGCAUUUAUUACAUUUAAAACAGAAGAAGGUGCAAAGUCAGCAAUGGAGUGGAACAGAACAGAGUAUAAAGGUAGAAUGCUGAGGAUCAAUAUGUCAGUUGAUAAGCCCCAACCUGGCAGUAUAUCUAGUACUGGAUUUGGGCCUUCUGUCAUUGUUAGAAAUAUUCCAUUUUCAUCAGAUGAGUCAAGUAUCAAGUCAUUCUUUUCAAAUUGUGGUAAUGUGCGGCGUGUAUCAAUCCCUAGAUAUUCUGAUACUGGCAAAAUGAGAGGCUUCGCAAUGGUUGAAAUGGAGAAUGAUGAGCAAAUACAAAAUGUAUUAAAGUUAUCGGGAACUUCAAUGAAUGGACGUGAAGUAACUAUUGAAAUUGCUCAUGGGAAAGGUGGUGGAUCAGGUGGAAAGAAACCAGUAUUCGGAGGUGGAGGUAGGCAAAGUAAUAUUAAUACCUCAUUCCAAGGCAAGAGUACAACUUUUAAUGAUAGUGACUAG
Messenger RNA from Cryptosporidium muris RN66, 3237 nucleotides. RefSeq names its product RNA recognition motif. family protein. Gene Ontology annotation, molecular function: mRNA binding. Gene Ontology annotation, cellular component: nucleus; cytoplasm. The record is from RefSeq and is a predicted model, not a curated record. Lineage: Eukaryota; Apicomplexa; Conoidasida; Eucoccidiorida; Cryptosporidiidae. The coding region runs from base 1 to 3237 and encodes 1078 amino acids. The transcript has 2 exons.